AUGAAGACACGUCUGGCCCGGGAAAACACUCUGCACUCCCUGCUGCUGCUGCUGGUGAUGGCGCAGAACUGGGCAGUGGACGCCUCGCGAGAUCAGCGUUGCGUCGAGGAUGCCAUAGUGCUCGGGGAAAGGGAGGCCCGCAUCACGGCCUACGGAAGAAGGGUUCAUGAUCAUUAUUUUUCCCUGACCGUGUACCUGUGGCUCGAGGAAGGCUUCAGCGGCGUGAGUGUGCAGGCUCUCGCGAACACCGCCACAGGACCGGUGAGCAUUGGCGCGUGGUUCCCCGAGGACAUGUUCCCCAACGUCACCAGAGCCGCCUGGUGGUACUUGGUGGUGUCUGUGUAUCACAACAGAGACCAUGUGGAGUUCGAUGUACAGUUUGGUGAUAGUUGGAUGAUAUGUCACUCUUGGGUCACCACUGACAACCUACAGAGUGUGGAAAUGGUGGGUUACGGCACCUCUAGAGGGAGAGACGACAAACCACCACGUGGCUGCCUCGAUACACAAUUCAACCGAUCAUUGCCCGAUCCAAUACCCACUUGCACGGCGCUCCCAAUCACCACACCAGCCACUACACCCACGUCCACUACACCCCCGCCCACUACACCCCCGCCCACGCCACUACCCACUACACCCCAAACCACCCCAGAAGCCACUACAUGCCCGCCCAUUCCAGUGGAGGUGGCAGAGAUGAUGGCAGUUUUGACUGUGUUGAUUGGGGACAUGUACCACACACUACAGCGUCUCGAAGCGGGUCUGAAAGCGGCCCGGGGUCCUGUCUGGCCCGAAACACACCACGCCCGGCCGCAUCCUCAGCCAGUCCGCCACAGCCCGGCCUCCACGAGAAAUUAGGAGCAAUCACAGCGCCCCAGGCCAGUCCACGCACUGCCCGCUCACUGCUUACCCUAUAUACACAGUUGUACUUGUCUCUUAUGGUUCAGCAUAAGGAGAAAUUAGGAGCAAUCACAGCGCUGAGCCAUGCUUCCCGCUGUUGACGUCACUGCUUAGACUAUAUACACAGUUGUAUCCAUAGCUGGGCGUUAUCGCGAUAAGUUAUCGCGAUUCUUUAUCGCUGAUAACAAAAUCGGGUUAUCGGCCAUCCGCUACUUAUUUAAAUAUAUAUCGGUAUCUUCGUUACUUUUGUAACCAAACCAGCGAUAAUCGCUACUUUUUUCCGCCUCUCAGAAAAAAAAAGUUGUUUCCUCCCUACUACUGUACAUACGUGGCCCGGGCGCCCGGUGUUGUAUGAAAAAACUUCGGGGUAUGAAAUAUCUUCGAUGAAGAGAUUUCGUACUAAUAUCAUCAACAUUAAAACACUAGGUUAUUUUUUAUGUUACUCAAAAAUCAAUAUAUCAAAGAGAAAAAUCAUUUAACUUUGCCCAAAAGAUGAUUAUUCACUGCCUCAAAUUUGAUAUUCCAUAUUCGUUUGUGAGCAUGCCAUGGUAUUGAAGGCACCCGGUGUUGUGUUAUUGGGUGUCCCAUCGUCAAAAGUUGGCGCUGUUUACAAACACUGGUCUCUCGUGAACUGCGUAUGU
Messenger RNA from Eriocheir sinensis (Chinese mitten crab), 1535 nucleotides. RefSeq lists its product as uncharacterized. Bases 1 to 852 code for a protein of 283 amino acids. The transcript is spliced from 2 exons. Lineage: Eukaryota; Metazoa; Arthropoda; Malacostraca; Decapoda; Varunidae. The record is from RefSeq and is a predicted model, not a curated record.